Clupea harengus (Atlantic herring) is the source of this 3194-nucleotide messenger RNA. Its product is annotated as cadherin-18-like. Gene Ontology annotation, cellular component: catenin complex; plasma membrane; adherens junction. NCBI's taxonomy places the organism in Eukaryota, Metazoa, Chordata, Actinopteri, Clupeiformes, Clupeidae. The record is from RefSeq and is a predicted model, not a curated record. Gene Ontology annotation, molecular function: beta-catenin binding; calcium ion binding; cadherin binding. Gene Ontology annotation, biological process: calcium-dependent cell-cell adhesion; adherens junction organization; homophilic cell-cell adhesion.
UGUGUGUGUGUUGGUAUGACUGUGAGCUGGACUGGCCAAUCAGAGGAGCUCUCCUGAGCUGCGGCAGGCUGCUCUGCUCCGCUCUGCUGUGAGGCGGAUUGGGAGCACACAGGCUCACAGGGUGGCAGCAAAAAUGAGGAUGGGAGCUCGGAUCCUUUCUUUUCUCUCCCAUCCCUUACUACCAUUCAGGGACAGAUGCACAGGAUACAACAUGGAUAUACCUUCCUGUCUCUGAUGAACCAGCUGCACUGCCGUUUUCACCAAGUGUGCCUGGCAUCUUUCCUCAGCAUAUGUGAUGCAAAAAGGAGCUCCCUGAUCAGUGGAUAUAAUAACACAAUGGGCAACAGUAGACGCCUUUGGAUGGGUUUGAUCUAAGUGUUCAGUGAACAGCUGCCUGCCAGCGGCCUUUGAGUGUGCCCAACGUGUGCCCAAGGUGUGCCCACGGUGCACAGAGCGAGGAGUUGCCACCCCUCGGUUCUGACCAUGCGAUUAUCCAGCACGGUCUCCUCCGGCUGCCUCCGUCUGCUGCUGCUGCUGCUGCUGCUGUGCCUCUGCGUGGCUCGGACCACCGCUGGCACACCCUCACCGGCCAGCCCUGUCAGAACUGCAUACAACCAGAGCCAGAACCGGAACCAAAACAAGUCGGCGGACCCGGACGCGCAUCACCGACCCAAGAGAGGGUGGAUUUGGAAUCAGUUCUAUGUUCUGGAGGAACAUAUUGGCCCCGAGCCUCAGCACGUGGGAAAGCUACACUCUAAUUCAGACAAAGGCGACGGGUCAGUACGCUACCUGCUCUCCGGGGAAGGUGCUGGCACCAUAUUCAUCAUCAACGAGGUCACCGGUGACAUCCACGCCGCCAAGAGCCUGGACAGGGAAAAGAAGAGCCACUAUGUCCUCCAUGCACAGGCCAUCAACCGGCACACUAACACAGCCUUAGAGUCGGAGUCGGAAUUCAUCAUCAAGGUCCAGGAUGUUAACGAUAAUGCACCCAAGUUUCCCGAUGGCCCCUUUACAGCUUCUGUGCCAGAGAUGGCAGACAUUGGAACAUCAGUGUUUCAAAUCACUGCAACUGAUGCAGAUGAUCCCACCUAUGGAAAUAGUGCCAGGAUUGUGUACAGUAUUUUACAAGGAAAUCCUUACUUCUCUGUCGACCCCAAAACCGGUAUCAUUAGGACUGCCUUGGCCAACAUGGACAGGGAGGCCAGGGAGUUUUAUACUGUUCUGAUCCAAGCCAAGGACAUGGCUGGUCAGGUGGGAGGUCUGUCUGGAUCAACCACCAUCAAUGUCACACUGACCGACGUCAACGACAACCCCCCCAGGUUCCCACAGAAGAACUACCAGCUCUACGUCCCUGAAUCAGCGGAGGUCGGGAAAGCAGUGGGCAAAAUCAAAGCAAACGAUGACGAUCUUGGUGUCAAUGCUGAAAUGACUUACCGCAUCACCAAUUCAGAGGGAGCUGCCAUUUUUUCUAUCUCCAUUGACACUGACAAGAAAGAAGGUGUUGUCAUGCUGAAAAAGCAUCUAGACUAUGAGAAGAAGAAAGCCUACACUCUUCACAUUGAGGGGGUCAACACUCACCUGGACUCCCGUUUUUUUCACCUGGGUCCCUUCAAAGACACCACUUCUCUGAAGAUCAUCAUAGGAGAUGUGGACGAGGCGCCAGUCUUCUCCAUGGACUAUUACAUCCUGGAUGUGUACGAAAACGCCCCUGCAGGGACCGAAGUGGGCAUGGUCACUGCCCUGGACCCCGACAGCACCAAGGGCACUGUAAGGUAUUCCAUUAACCAAACCAGUCGUGGAGAUACAAGUUUCGCCAUUGAUGCUCACACUGGACUUAUAACAACCAAUCAAAUGCUCGACAGGGAAGAAGCCGCUUGGCACAACAUCACUGUGAUGGCAUCAGAGAUAGAUAAUCCCAGCCUUGUCAGUUAUGUUCCAGUCACAGUACAGGUCUUGGAUGUUAAUGACAAUGCGCCAUACAUUGACACAGAAAACGACAUCAUUGUAUGUGAAACCUCCAGGGUUGGCCAAGUGAUUCAAACGAUCAAGGCCACUGACAGAGACGACUUUGCAAAUGGACACUUUACCUUCACUCUGCCCAGUGACCCCCCUGCGAAUCCCAAUUUCACCCUGAAGGACAAUGAAGACAACAGUGCCAGCAUUGUGUCGCAGAGGCGAGGCUUCAGCCAGACGGAACAGGAGCUGUACCAGCUGGCUGUGGAGGUGAGGGACGGAGGCGAGCCGGCGCUCAGCAGCAUCAGCACCCUCACCCUGCGGGUGUGUCCCUGCCAGAGGGGCGGCCGGCUGAGGGCCUGCCAGGCACAGGCCUUCCUAUCCUCAGCGGGGCUCAGCACCGGGGCCCUCAUCGCUAUCCUCCUCUGCAUCGUCAUUCUGCUGGCUAUCGUGGUGCUGUUUGUCACCCUGCGGAGCAAGAAGAGCAAGAAGGAGCCUCUCAUCAUCUCGGAGGAGGACGUGCGGGAGAAUGUGGUGACGUACGACGACGAGGGGGGAGGUGAGGCGGACACCGAGGCCUUCGACAUCGUGGCGCUGAGGAACCCGGCCGCCGCGGAGGAGCUGCGUCUCCGGCGGGACGCCCUGUCCCAGGCCUGGGAGGCGGCCGCUGCCGCUGGGGCCAGCUGCUCGUCUCUGAUGCUGGACGACGAGGACAUCCACAGGGUCAUCACGGAGAGGGUGGUGGUGGCCGACCGGGACAUGAGGGGACCGCCGUACGACUCCCUCCAGACGUUCUCUUACGAGGGCCGCGGCUCCCCCACCGGCUCCAUCAGCUCGCUGGACCUCCCCGGAGCUCCGUCGGAGUUGGAUCCAGGCGACCUGGAGGACUGGGGCCCUGAGGUUCACACGCUGCCCAGACUUUUCAGGGAGCCGGGGAGUGAGCACAGCCCCUGACCUGGAACUGCGUUUGAUAUGGAGGAAGGAAAAUACAUCUUCUUCUUGCAGUCUGACUAAUUUCCUAAUGAGAGGAUACAGUGGAGACUCUUUUUUUUUUAAACUGUGCAAAUUUGUUCGCUUUUGAUGUACCAUCAACUGUUCUUUUUCACUGGGUUCUACAAGUGGAAAGAAAACAAGAAGUUUUUUGGAUUAAAAAGCACAAAAUGAAUGAAAAAAAAGACUGAGAGAGGAAGCUAUUUUCCCUGAUGUAUAUUUUAUAUUGCUUAAUAAAGUUCAUGUCUCUA